Perca fluviatilis (European perch) is the source of this 1182-nucleotide messenger RNA. It is a transcript of the gene srsf3a, whose product is annotated as serine and arginine rich splicing factor 3a. The transcript is spliced from 7 exons. Gene Ontology annotation, cellular component: nuclear speck. The coding region runs from base 177 to 656 and encodes 159 amino acids. Gene Ontology annotation, molecular function: RNA binding. Gene Ontology annotation, biological process: mRNA splicing, via spliceosome. Lineage: Eukaryota; Metazoa; Chordata; Actinopteri; Perciformes; Percidae. The record is from RefSeq and is a predicted model, not a curated record.
GGGCAUGCCUUCGCCGUCCUAAGAAAAGAAAUAUCUACGUUCACAGUAAACUCAGCUAAUGUUAGCAGCUUAAACGGACGGCGUGUUAUCUGCUGCUAACAUUUUGUUGAACUGCACAUACAAAAAGGCUCAUCUGAUUGUAGGACUCUAACAAGAAGAUAUUCAAAUCUGGUGAAAUGAGCCAAACUGACCAGUUUCCCCUUGACUGCAAGGUUUAUGUUGGGAAUCUAGGAAACAAUGGAAACAAGACAGAGUUGGAAAGCGCUUUUGGGUACUAUGGUCCUUUAAGAAGUGUUUGGGUUGCCAGGAAUCCCCCAGGCUUUGCUUUUGUAGAGUUUGAAGAUCCCAGAGAUGCAUCUGAUGCUGUGAAAGAACUGGAUGGAAGAACCAUGUGUGGCUGUCGAGUGCGUGUCGAGUUAUCCAAUGGGGAAAAGCGCUCAAGGAGCCGUGGCCAUCCUCCAUCCUGGGGUGGUAGACGCCCUCGCGAUGAUUUUAGGCGACGUAGUCCUCCAGUCAGACGCAGGAGGAGGAGCCGCAGUCGCAGCAGGUCUCUUUCAAGAGACAGAGGCAGACAACGUUCUCUUUCCAGAGACAAGAAGUGCCCAAGAUCCAUCUCGCGGUCAAGGAGUCGUUCCCGGUCUAACGACAGAAAAUGAGGACCUCAAACGAUGGUUCAUCUGCAGGAUCAUGCUAUGGUUGGGGAAAAUACAAUUUUUUUUGUAGUCAUGUUUUUCUUUUCUCUAGGGUUGGCCAAGUUACAUAUUGUGUAAUAGCAGUCUGUUGAAUUAACAACAAAGGAACGAAUUCUAUCUUACCCUGCAUGUUUUGAAAUGGAAUACUGGGUUUAGUUUUACAUUACCAUCCUGUUUUUUAAACUGUUUAAUUAAAGGUCAUGUGAUGUUUUUAUUUUGUGGUUUUUAUUCUUGGUUGACUCUUAAAUUACUGGCAAUGGGUUAAUAUGAGAUGCACCACCAUGUCAAAUGGUCAAAUGUGUGUUGUUAAAUACUGGUGCUGUUUGCAGGCUAUCCUUGAAGCCAAAAACAUCUGUAAUUCUGUAUUUUACCUAUGUCACUUUUGCAACAAAAAAGGCAUUUACUCUAUUCAAUUUAGCUUGAGUCUCUUAAUUCUGACAAUUUGUGCUGCAGUUAAACAACUUGUUCAAUAAAUGGUUUUCCAAGGUGA